This is a messenger RNA of Clarias gariepinus (North African catfish), 4982 nucleotides long. RefSeq lists its product as uncharacterized. Lineage: Eukaryota; Metazoa; Chordata; Actinopteri; Siluriformes; Clariidae. The coding region runs from base 1825 to 4164 and encodes 779 amino acids. The transcript has 11 exons. The record is from RefSeq and is a predicted model, not a curated record.
GCAAACUCAUCAUAGUAAUUAUAGUCCUAAACCAUCCUUCUGUCGAGAGAGAGAGAGACCUUUUCAUUUUAAAAUGUAAAUUCCACUAAAUCAGUUAUAUCUAUUAAACUAUUAAGAUAGUACCUUAGAGGAUAAGCUACCAAUUUUGAACAUUAAAAUAUACGAGACGUAAAAUAGCUUAAACACUGGACUAUUAAACAUACAAGAGGUAGCUUCCAGGCGAAACCAACAGAAAAAAAACUGAGAAAAAAAGGAAAAAAUAAAAGAAGAUUUAAACUAACAUUUAAAUGUUACAACAAGGAAGAAUUGUGUUGUAAUACAUGAUAAAUAAAGGCAUAGCACUUCAGACUACUGGAGGAUUAAAACAGAAAAAAAACAGCUCACAACACUUCCCCGACAAAAGCUUAUCUGAUAAUACUGGGAGGAAGCCCUAACCAAAAUGUGAGGAAGAAAACUAAAAGGAGCAGUAACAGUGAAGCCCUCUGAAAUCUCACAGGAAAUCUGUUAUUAUUAUUAUUAUUAUUAUUAUUAUUCCUCUCUGAGGAUAAAGGACUGAACACCCUGCACUCCACACACUGAGCGAGCUGAAUGUUGGACAUGAUAAGUGUUUAAUGUACCUUAGUCAGGGUUUUGUCGAUGUUAUUUCAGACACAUGGAGUCUACUUAAGGUUGUUAAAGGAAAAAUAACAUGUUCUGAAAAAAACAAACAAACUUUGCUGUCUGCAAAGAGCAAGAGGCAUUACUACUAUAAUUAUGGACUGUUCAGUCAUUUACCAUCGGGUGGCGCUAUAACUGCCUCCGAGCCCACGCCAACAGACUGAAAAACAGCUUAUUUCCUGUGGCUGCUGCUGCACAGAGCAGCUGACCACGGAGUGUUAACUGAUACAACACUGUCCUGUCACUUUCUGUCUAUAUUGCACUGCUUCGUCCACUACGCAUCUUUACACUUAUGUUCAUCAUUGCACUACUGCCCAAGUAAACAAAAAAUAAAAGUAUGCUAAGUAUAUUAAAUGCUAGCAUGCCAGAGCAUACUAAAGUGUAUUUGCUCCAGACUAAUGACUAGUGUACUUGAAGUUUGCUAUUUUUUGCUGUUUUGUAUGCACCUGUGUUCUGGCUUUUUACCCGCUUUUUGCUGUUUUUGGUGCCAACAGUGCUUUGGCCUAUAAUGAACUGGGGAAAACCGGCUGUAAUGAUGUGAUUUUGGUGCAUGUUACUGGCCCACAUUAUUUUUUGUAGGCCUGUCUACACAAUGAUUUCUGCUGCUGCUGGGGGAAACAGGAUAAUAUCGAGGCCGUCACUGCAAAUGAACAUUCAUAUAUUCUUCAUGUUUAGCCUCUAGUCGCUAACCCACUUUUUUCUUAUGUUAUAAUUUAAAAAAACCCGGCUCCCAUUACAUGUUUGUGCCACCAUUUUAACCUCAUCUCUAAAGACAUUGAAAUGUAACUAAUAAAAUAGAUUGUAUACAGAUAAUAAACAGAUAAUAAAAUACAAAAUUGGAAAUUAUUGGGCAAAAUUAAGGAGUCAUUCCUUACUGCCUUCGAUUACAUGUCUGAUGGCUUGGGUGAAGAAACCCUACAGAGACGAUGGGGGUACUGUUGAAAUACAUUGGCACAGUGGUGCUGCUUAGGGAAUUUAACAUGUUUAGUGAGAACAUUUGCAUUUUGUUUGUCUACACAUCUUUUGACAGAUCAACUGUAGUAAGGCACAGCAUCUGCUUGUUUUAGAGACGAGUAGUCUUCCUCAUUGCCUCGUGAUUCUGCGCAUUGACCCAGGUGUGGAACUUGAUGUCAUCCAGAAGUGCUGCUGGUAAUUUGCAUCUCAGACAUGGAGUCCUUCAGGGUUCCUCACCAUGCCCUGCUUUUCUUCAUCCUCACCUUCAUCACAGGACCUGUAUCCGCAUCAGAUAUUACAUAUGUGCAAUUUAAUGAUCCUGUUAAUCACCACUGUCAUGAGGAAUGUUUAGGUGUGGUGAAAUGGACUCUGUCAAGUAACCCGGAUUAUGUAGUGGCCGAGUGUGAUCAGACAUCCUGCAGGUCAAAGGAGGGGUUUAAAAUGUCCCAUGAUCAGUACCUGAAGGCAGAGCCUAUCCUUUACAUCCCUGCAGCUGAUUACAGUAAGAGGGGUUUAUACACAUGCUGGUGUGACGACAGAGAAAUUAAUGAUAUGGAACUCAUUAUUGUGUACCUGUCAUCAUCGAUUCGCCGAAACCCUGGUGAAGAUUUGUUACUGGAUUUGCAUGUAACAGAUCGGGUCAAGGUGAUCCAUGUAGGUAAAGACUCAACAGAUCCACAUGGUGAAGAGAUCUGUACUGUGGAUAGAAGCUCACUAAACUGUACAGCUGAAUACACACCGAGGACAUCACUUAAUGACACAGUCCUUACACUGAGAGGAGUAAAUCUGACUGAUGAAGGAGUUUACACCAUCCAGGACAUGGACAAUAAUGAUCUUCAUGUUUAUGCAGUAUCAGUGGGAGGGACUGAAUCAGCUAUCUCCACUGUGUAUGCAAGGGUAAAUCAGGCUGCCGUUUUGCCCUGUGUACAUAAAUGUUCUGGUUUGGCCAAAUGGACAUUGCUUGGUAAACGAGACACUGUGGCUCAGUGUGAUCAGACAAACAUAUGCAGGUCAAAAAAUGGAUUCAGAAUAUUCUAUAAUAGGAGACUAAAGAAAAACCUCAACCUCACCAUCACUCGAGCUGAUUACAGUAUGAGGGGUUUAUACACGUGUCAGUGUGAUGGCAGAGAUCUUAAGAAUGUGUAUCUCAUUAUUGAUCCCCAAAUAGUAGAAUUUAUUACAAACCUUGGUAACGAUCUGAGGCUGAAAUUGUUUGUAUCGGAGCGAGUGAAGGUGAUUUUUAAGGGAAAAUACUCAGCAGAUCCACAUGGUAAAGAGAUCUGCACUGUGGAUAGAGACUCACUACACUGUACGGCUGAAUACACACCAAGAACGUCACUCACUAACAAAGUUCUUACACUGAGAGGAAUCAAGACGACUGAUGUGGGGUUAUACUCUAUCCAAGACACAAAAAAUAACAAUCUUCAAAUUUGCUUACUAUCAAUUACAGGAUCACAUUCCCCUACUGUAAAGGCAACGUUUAGUCAGGCUGCUGCUCUGCCCUGUAAAAAGACAUGUCCUGGUUUGGCCAAAUGGACUCUGUUUGAUAAACCAGAUGAUGUAUUAGCUGAGUGUAAUCAGACAUCCUGCAGGUCAGUAAAGGAGGGGUUUAACAUGUCCCAUGAUCAGUACCUGAAGGGAGAUCUCACCCUCACCGUCGCUGCAGCUGAUUACAGUAUGAGGAAGAGUUACACAUGUCAGUGUGUUGGCAGAGAGCAUGUACAUCAUGUGGAACUUCGCAUCGAGCCCUUGAAAUCAUCAAUUCAGAUAAAUUCUGGUGAAGAUCUUCUGCUGGAUUUACCAGAUGUGUUCAAGCGAGUGAUCUAUAAGGGGGCAAAUUCGACGACUACACGUGGGAAGGAGAUCUGCACCACACACAGCAGCGGGCUACGCUGUACAGCUGAAUACACACCAAGAACAUCACUUAAUAACACAGUCCUUACACUGAGAGGAGUAAAGCCGACUGAUUGGGGAGUUUACACCAUCCAGGACUCAAUCAACAAUGAUCUUCAUAUUUACACAGUAUCAGUGAAAGCCAUCAGAUCAUCAGUUCAGAUAAACUCUGGUGAAAAUCUGCAGUUGUAUUUGUACGGAUCAGAGCGAGUGAAGGUGAUCUAUAGACGUAAAGAUUCCUUUUGGAAUCCUGAACGUCCUUUUGAUGUCGAGAUCUGCACUGUGGAUAGAAGCUCACUGAACUGUACAGCUGAAUACACACUGAGAACAUCACUCACUAACACAGUCCUUACACUGAGAGGAGUAAAGUCGAGUGAUGAAGGAGAUUAUAUUUUCCGUGACAUUGAGAAUAAUGAACAUCUCCAAACUUACACAGUAUCAGUGAGAGAUCACACAGUGUGGCGGAGUGUCCUGAUACCAGUGGUGUUGCUGCUGCUUGUUGCAGUGGUUGUAAUAAUCCUGUACAAGAGGAAACGACUUGAGUGCUGCCAGGAGGAUGAAAGAAACAGCAGUGAAGCAGGAGAACACAACUCAAAAGGAACCACAGCAAUGACUGCUCUACCAGAGAACCAACAGAUGUUAAGGCAGAGUGAGAACUAAACUCAAGCAUGAGGAACAUGAGGGAAGAGCUGCAUACAGCUGCUUACAGGAUAGUCCUGGAGUGAGGAGAGAGCUGAACUCGCAAGAAUAAACAACUUGUAUCGUCUGGAUCAGGGGUCGGCAAGUUCUGUCCUAGUCAACCCUACCCAACCCUGCCCUAAUCAAACACACAAAUACUAAACACACCUGAACAAGCUAAUUAAGGUCUUCAGGAUUAGUAAGGCUACAAGGCAGGUGAGUUUUUUUUUCCAGGUUUGGAGCUGAAAUCUGCCGGACUCUCUAGGGAUCUCUAGGACCCAACUUGCCAACCCCAUGUCUAGAUCCUGAUAACUUGAUCAGGAGCAGUGGUUUUUCAUUCCAUGUCCCAGGUGUUCUACAGUGUUUAAUUACACUAACUGUGGGUUGCAGCAUGGGUGAGUGUAGGUCACAACCAGUCACAGAAUCACUUUUUACACUGUCUCUGAAGUAAUUGCUCGUAAAACCCUCGUGCCUAUGAUUACAUCACAGCGAUCAGUAUGACCUCAAGUGUGAUAUUGCUUAAAUGAAAUGGUGCCAAUGUCUAUGGACUCUAUAUGUUUUUGCUAUACAGAAGCAGAUAGUUGUGCCCUUUACGGAUAUAUACUGUUCGAUUCAUAGAGGUUAAAGUGAAAUGGUACAAAAGCAAGAGUGGUGUUUUAUUAAACAUUUCCCUUUUUAAAUCAUUACCAUUUGGCUCUCAUCACUGCUUUUAUGAUUCAGACUGCUCUCUUAUCUAAAGCUUGUUUUUAUUCUGUUGUCUAUCUGUAUGGAUUGAUAUUAAACCAAAGCCCAAUUUUACA